Messenger RNA from Zasmidium cellare ATCC 36951, 531 nucleotides. RefSeq lists its product as uncharacterized. The transcript has 2 exons. The record is from RefSeq and is a predicted model, not a curated record. Lineage: Eukaryota; Fungi; Ascomycota; Dothideomycetes; Mycosphaerellales; Mycosphaerellaceae. The coding region runs from base 1 to 531 and encodes 176 amino acids.
AUGCCCGACGAAACCACCAACAACGCCCCAUCCAAUACCUAUACCAACAAAGCAACCUCCAGCACCACAUCCGCCAACGAAACCUCCACAAACGACCGCCCACCAUUCGACCCAUCCUCCGUCCCAUACCCUUCCAACUACGAGAUCACCAAGGACUACGGCGGACGUCAGAACUUCAUGCACUCCUAUGGCCACAAGAUGUGGAAUGAUGAGGAUGUACAGGAGAGCAAGCAGAUUCUUAAUGAGAUGAGAGAGCAUGAGCAUGAGGAACGUGUUGCGAGGGCGAGAGAGGAGUAUGAGAGGGAGGGGGGUGGGAGGGAGGAGUAUGACGGGCAGGAUUGUGAGCAGCAGGAGUAUGAACCCCAGGAGUACGAGCCCCAAGAGUAUGAGCUCCAGGAGUACCGUGAAGCAAACGAUGAUAGGAGGGACGACAACGAGGCUGACGACCACGGAGCUGAUGACUACGGGGCGGACGACUACGGGGCGGACGACUACGGGGCGGACGAUUGUGAAGUAGAUAGGUAUGAUUGA